AUGACAGUUCAAUCACUUUCACCAUUAGCUCAACCACUCAAGAUCGCAUGUUGUCAAUUGAUGGGAUCAACCAACAAGUUGAAAAACCUCGAAAAUGCAAAGAAACACAUCAUCGAAGCUGCUUCAAACGAUGCCAAACUUAUCAUUUUACCAGAAUGUUUCAAUGCACCAUACGCAGUUGAUAAAUUCGAAGAGUAUGCAGAAGAAAUACCAAAUGGAGAAACAACAAAGUUUUUAUCAUCAUUAGCUAAAGAGUUAUCAAUUUUCUUAGUUGGUGGAUCAAUACCAGAACUGGCAUUUGAUGAAUCAGGAAACAAGCGUAUUUAUAACACUAGUGUGACAUUCAAUCCAAGGGGUGAAAUAAUCGGGAAACAUCGUAAAGUCCAUUUAUUUGAUAUGUGUAUUCCUAAUGGAAUUCAAUUCAAAGAAUCUGAUAGUCUCACAGCUGGUAACAAGGCCACUGUUUUCGAAUUGGAAGGAUAUGGCACUGUUGGUGAGGCAAUUUGUUAUGAUAUCAGAUUCCCAGAGUUAUUCAGCAUAGCAUGUAGACCACCAAAUAAUGCAUUUGCAAUGAUUGUUCCAGCUGCUUUCAACAUGUCUACAGGUCCUUUACAUUGGCACAUUUUGGCACAGGCAAGAGCUAUUGAUAAUGAAUGCUUUGUAAUAAUGUGUUCGCCUGCGAGAGACACUGUUAGUGGAGGAUAUGUUGCAUAUGGACGUUCUAUGAUCAUAGAUCCAAUGGGCAAGAUCUUGUGUGAAGCUGGUGAAGGAGAGGAAAUUGUUUAUGCUGAGAUUGAUUCCAGUGUUCAGGACAUGAUGAAAGCUGGGAUUCCCUUGGAGCAGCACAGAAGGUUUGACGUUUAUCAGGACACUAGUAUCGGUGCUAAAGUUAGUGACAUCUGA
This is a messenger RNA of Hansenula anomala, 903 nucleotides long. Its product is annotated as carbon-nitrogen hydrolase family protein. The record is from RefSeq and is a predicted model, not a curated record. Gene Ontology annotation, biological process: L-glutamine metabolic process; oxaloacetate metabolic process. The transcript has a single exon. Bases 1 to 903 code for a protein of 300 amino acids. Gene Ontology annotation, cellular component: mitochondrion. Lineage: Eukaryota; Fungi; Ascomycota; Saccharomycetes; Phaffomycetales; Wickerhamomycetaceae. Gene Ontology annotation, molecular function: omega-amidase activity.